UCUGGUUUGAGGGAGCGGAGCCGCUGCUCUUUAAAGAUCAAGAUUGCACUGCCCCAGGCAGGAGGAGGGUACAGCUCGGGCGUUACCUUCCUAUUAUUUAUAACCUGUGAAGGCAGAAGAAAAAAACCAGUCUGCUUACUCAGAGGAGCAACAGGCAAUGGAAACCCAAUGUCAGAGAGUGAAGCUUAGUGAUGGCCACUUCAUUCCUAUCCUGGGAUUUGGAACCUAUGCACCUAAGGAGGUUCCUAAGAGAGAAGCUCUGGAGGUUACCAAAUUCGCUAUAGAGGUUGGGUUCCGCCACAUUGACUGUGCUUAUGCGUACAAAAAUGAAGAGUAUGUUGGCCAGGCCAUUCGAAGCAAGAUUGCCGAUGGCACUGUGAAGAGAGAAGACAUAUUCUACACUUCAAAGCUUUGGACCACAUCCCUUCAACCGGAGUUGGUCCAAUCAGCCUUGGAAAAGUCACUGAAAAGCCUUCAGCUGGACUAUGUUGAUCUCUAUCUUAUUCAUACUCCAGUGGCUCUGAAGCCAGGGGAACAAAUUUUGCCAACUGAUGAAGAUGGAAAACUGAUGCUUGACUCAGUGGAUCUCUGUCACACGUGGGAAGCCCUGGAGAAGUGUAAGGACGCAGGGCUGACCAAGUCCAUCGGGGUGUCCAACUUCAACCACAAGCAACUGGAGAAGAUCCUGAACAAGCCGGGGCUCAAGUACAAGCCCGUCUGCAACCAGGUGGAAUGUCACCCUUAUCUCAACCAGAGCAAACUGCUGGAGUUCUGCAAGUCACACGAUAUUGUCCUAGUUGCCUAUGGUGCUCUGGGAGCCCAACGGUUAUCACAAUGGGUGAACCCGAACCACCCUAAUCUUUUGGAGGACCCGGUUCUUUGUGCCAUUGCCAAAAAGCACAAGCAAACCCCAGCUCUGGUUGCCCUUCGCUACCAGAUACAACGUGGGGUUGUGGUUCUGGCCAAGAGUUUCAAUAAGAAGAGGAUCAAAGAGAACAUACAGGUGUUUGACUUUGAACUGACUCCAGAAGACAUGGAAGCAAUCGAUGGCAUGAAUGGAAAUAUGAGAUAUUAUGAAUUUCUAUCUGUUAUCGAUCACCCUGAGUACCCAUAUUCUGAAGAAUAUUAGCUAUGAGAUAUCUACCAUGCAUUCUACUAGAAUUUCUGGCUUCUAGGGCUGUGAAGAGCAUUUCUGUACUUGGUGGAGGUGUUUAAAA
Messenger RNA from Dama dama (fallow deer), 1217 nucleotides. Its product is annotated as prostaglandin F synthase 1-like. NCBI's taxonomy places the organism in Eukaryota, Metazoa, Chordata, Mammalia, Artiodactyla, Cervidae. The record is from RefSeq and is a predicted model, not a curated record. The transcript has 10 exons. The coding region runs from base 158 to 1129 and encodes 323 amino acids. Gene Ontology annotation, biological process: prostaglandin metabolic process; progesterone metabolic process; daunorubicin metabolic process. Gene Ontology annotation, molecular function: ketosteroid monooxygenase activity; androsterone dehydrogenase [NAD(P)+] activity; bile acid binding. Gene Ontology annotation, cellular component: cytosol.